AUGGGUAUAAAAAAGAAGACUCGGAAAUUCGCUCAGGUGAAACGUGCUAUUACCAAGCGUGAUGAGCGCCUAAAACAACCCGCCACUAGCAACAACAAGCAGGACAACAAACACAAGGAAGAUGAAGUGACCCGACAUGUCCCCAAUGCCCCAUCGAAUAUGUUCUUCAACGCAAAUACCUCUCUCGGACCGCCAUACCACGUUCUUGUAGAUACCAACUUUGUGUCCCAUUCUAUCCGAGCAAAGACGGACCUACUCACAUCGAUGAUGGACCUGUUAUAUGCAAAAUGUAUCCCGACAUUCACAGACUGCACAAUUGCCGAACUCGAGAAACUUGGGGAGAAGUUCCGGUUAGCGCUGCGGGUAGCGAAGGAUCCUCGAUGGGAGAGAGUCCGAUGCAGUCACAAAGGUACAUAUGCAGAUGACUGCAUAGUUGACAGGGUUACGAAACAUAGGAUCUACAUUGUCGCUACCAACGAUAAAGACCUCGUUCGUCGCAUCCGCAAGAUCCCCGGUGUACCGGUCAUGAAAGUUGCCAGAGCUAAAUUUGUCAUCGAGAGAUUGCCUGACCACUUCGAAUAA
Aspergillus tanneri is the source of this 582-nucleotide messenger RNA. RefSeq names its product rRNA-processing FCF1 family protein (gene FCF1). The transcript is spliced from 4 exons. The record is from RefSeq and is a predicted model, not a curated record. Gene Ontology annotation, cellular component: nucleolus; small-subunit processome. NCBI's taxonomy places the organism in Eukaryota, Fungi, Ascomycota, Eurotiomycetes, Eurotiales, Aspergillaceae. Bases 1 to 582 code for a protein of 193 amino acids.